This is a messenger RNA of Oryctolagus cuniculus (rabbit), 958 nucleotides long. NCBI's taxonomy places the organism in Eukaryota, Metazoa, Chordata, Mammalia, Lagomorpha, Leporidae. The record is from RefSeq and is a predicted model, not a curated record.
AUGAGCAGCGGCUACAGCAGCCUGAAGGAGGACGCCGAGGACUUCUUCUUCACCGCCAGGACCUCCUUCUUCCGGAGAGCGCCUCAGGGCAAGCCCCGCGCGGGCCAGCAAGAUGUGGAGAAAGAGAAGGAAACUCACAAUUACCUCAGCAAAGAGGAAAUCAAAGAGAAAGUUCAUAAGUACAAUUUGGCAGUCACAGACAAGUUGAAAAUGACUUUGAAUUCAAACGGGAUUUACACUGGCUUCAUUAAAGUGCAGAUGGAACUCUGCAAACCCACCCAGAUGUCGGGGAAGCUCGCGCCCGGCAGCAACGGCUGUAUGAACACGCUUCAUAUCAGCAGCACAAACACUGUCGGGGAAGUGAUUGAGGUCCUGCUCAAAAAGUUCCUCGUGACCGAGAGCCCUGCCAAGUUUGCACUUUAUAAGCGUUGUCACAGGGAAGACCAAGUCUACGCCUGCAAGCUGUCAGACCGGGAGCAUCCACUGUACCUGCGUUUGGUGGCAGGGCCCAGAACAGACACACUUAGCUUUGUUCUUCGUGAACAUGAAAUCGGAGAGUGGGAAGCCUUCAGCCUUCCAGAGCUGCAGAACUUCUUGCGCUUGCUGGACAAAGAAGAAGACGAGCAGCUGCAGAGCCUGAGGUGGCGCUACUCUGCCUACAGACAGAAGCUGGAAGAGGCCCUGGGCGAGGGCUAGAAGCCCGGGUAGAGCGGCCGGCUCCCUGCCAGGAGGCCACGCGGCGGGACCCACGCACCCAAGUGCCUCGCUUUGCAGAGGGCUGUGUGCUCGCCCUGGGACGCUAGGGUCUUCCUCCUUUUCUCUCUAGAUCUAGUUCCUAUGACCUGGUCACGCAGCCUCCUGCACCUUUAGCCACUGUGUAAGGGACUCUGCUAGCUUGUUCCAUGGCAGCGAGCCGGGGCCCGCAGGCAGCCUUGGCAGGAGCGUCUAGAGUGCUUGG